Molecule: messenger RNA, 887 nt
Organism: Oppia nitens
Lineage: Eukaryota; Metazoa; Arthropoda; Arachnida; Sarcoptiformes; Oppiidae
Exons: 3
Coding region: 46-816 (256 amino acids)
Source: RefSeq, a predicted model, not a curated record
AUUAUUAUUAUUAUAGCAACCAUUUUAAAUUUAGAUAGUGUGUGUAUGUGUGUGACAUACAUAAUGGACGUCCAAAAUCAUAUACACCAUCAUCAGCAGCAACAACAGGAUCUGGAUAGUCAUGAUAGGGACAGUCGUACGCUAUGUAGACGAUGGACAGUGUUUACACUGGCCAUUGUUGUUACGGCGGUAGUGGUCAUCGUUAUGAGCUUAACCGUAGUGGCCAUCAAUAACUUGAAAACCGAUGCCGAAAUUACCGAUAGUGUUAAGCAAUCAGCAAAAACAUUGAUAAUAACUGAAUGUGUUAUCGCAAUACUCGUCCAAUUGUUAGGUCUAACGGGUAGUUAUCGCCAACACUACGGUUUUACCCUAACCUACGGCCUGAUAAUGACCAUGAUUUCGGGUCUGGCAUUGGUAUCGGCCAUCCGAUACGGUUUGUCUGGUGAUUGGAUACUAACCGUACUGUUUAUCGUAACGGCAGUCAUAGCCAUGACCUAUGCCCGCGAUUUACGAUUGAGACGAUUGCUGGCACUGAAUAGUCGGACUACUAUUGUCUACAGUAGUGGUGACGGCACCGGUAGUGGUGGCGGUAAUGGUAUUAGCAAUGCUAAUGUUGUUUAUCAGGGACAACCAGUCUAUUUAUAUCCCGGUGCCAGUGGUGGUGGUCACCAGUCUAUCAAUGUUAAUACCCUACCCUCACAUACCAAUGUUAAAUGGUCGACCCCAGGAGGCCAGGUAGCCUAUUCACCUAACCUGCCCAACUAUUAUGCACCGGCACCGCCACCCUAUAUCCAAUCUAACGGUGCUGAAAAAUAAAUGUCCUAGUUACUAUUGAGUAAUUGAUUAUUUGCUAAAAAAUUAUUAUUAUUAUUAUUGAUUAUUUGAAA